AUGAAAUACUCUUGCGUUUAUACCUUCACCGCAUCUCACAAAAACUCCGUCAACACGCUUGCCUUUUCACUUGACGGUAAAUUCCUUGCCAGUGGCGAUGAAGACGGUGUUCUUGUCAUUUUCAACACGAAGAGUGGGUCACAGUGCGGGGGAGCAACCUUUUUGGCCCCUAUCACCAGCCUCAUCUGGGCCCUCAACGGAACGAUAAUUUUUGUUGGUAUUGAAUCUAAUGGUUUGUCAAAGGCUAAACUUGUAGGCUACAAGCUGGCCGUGAAUUCCAAUGCGCAAAUACAGUCCAUAGCGCUUCACAAUAAAAAGCUGGCUGUUGCCGCGGGAGAUACAGUGGAAUUAUUUGACCUUGAAUCUCAACGUAGCGAAGAACACGGCAUUCGCUGUUGGAAUAUUGAAUCACACCAACAAGAGUGGCGGAUAAAGCCUCAUUCUUUUCGAAUUGGUCGAUCGGCAAUCAACGCCUCUGGAACCUAUCUAGUGUGCUCAAACCUCUUUGAUGGUUUCGAUGUCUAUUGUUUGGAUACUCAGCAGUAUCUACGCACCCUGCCAGCGCACAAUGUCGAGAACGUUUCGCUCUCUUUGAGCUUUGUCCACGCGGAUGUAGAGGCUGUCUUGGGUACAGCGAACGGCGCUGUCAAGGUAGUGAACAUCUUGAGUGGCGACAUGACUGCUGAUCUUCACCAUGAUUCGUGGGACAUGAUACAGACUGUGGCUUAUACAGUUUCUGCAGACGGCAUAUCCCGACAACAUAUUAUUGCCACUGCUUCUUCCGAAAAAGGCCCCUCAACUUAUGUCAAAUUAUGGAUGGCGGUGGUAGACGAACCGAAUGAUGACAAUCAUCCCAGUCAAGCCCAGCCCAGCCCGGAUGACGAUACUAUUGAUCAUGACCCACCCCAGCAAACCACGGUGAUUUUACCCAAGGGCGAUUCGGCCACCCACAGAUAUUAUUGUUUUUGUGGAACACGGCGUCACGCCGCGUUGAUCAUAUUGCUCCUUCUCUCUCUCCUUGCUAUUGGAUUCCCUCGAAAAAUCACUUCUUUCGUCAAUCCCGCCCCCCUUUGGCGAGCUCAGCAAAUUCAGCUCCUCCUUGGCGAGAAUUGGCAUUCCCUUUGCCAAUGGUUACAAAAACCGCUGAUGUAUGAGGUAACAAAGACUGGUCAACUUGUUAUAAUUACGCCAGUACCCUUAGCCCUCAGCCUUAGGCCUCAAGCUCAAGCUCAUGUAUCUCAUAUAGUGAAGUCCAACGACCGACGACGGUAUUCCCUACGAAGGAGAAGUUCUAGCGUCGGCUCAGAGAAAUUGGCUUCUCGAUCUCCGCACCAAUCGACUUGCAACGAAUCACUGCAGAAGACCCAGCACAUCGCCAUCGAGAAGCCCCAUGCUUCAUCCAGCAAUUCUAUGUUGAAAGUCGAACCGAUAGUCGCUGACAGGCAACAUGUGCCUUUAGCGGAUAGUGAAUUACCGGAAAACACAACUGCAGGCUUUAAAGAAACUUCAGCUCGCACGAAGCCUGUCGUUCGGCAUCGCGGCGCUGACAUCCACGGUCUUUCGCCUUCUCCACCCAACAUUUCAACUUCGUCACUGCGUUCUCCCGCACAACCUGCUCGCACAGCAGUUGGGUCUAGUUGCCAUAGACCCGAUAACAUCAAUGAUCCGGUUCUGGCACAACCAACUGGCCGUCCAGGGAAUUUCAAAGCUACGCGAGGUGGUAACAGUAAUUUGCCUCUUGGGACGCGCCGCUCGGCUUGCGAUCAAGAAGGCACUGUUCUUUCUCAGAGUCUCCCUCAACCUCUUUCUGCUGCUCGUUCACAACUCCCCAUCGCUUCUCCACAUGUCGGUCCUCAUCAGCCUAAAGCUACUCUCCAACCCCCUACCGCUGCUCCCGCUGUUUCCCAACGCCCUACCACGACUCAGUUACAGACUGAUUCUCAAUCGGCCAAUCUCACUGGGGGUGUUCAGCGACAAACUGGUAACCUGGAGGAUAGUCGUAACCACGUCACCUACUCUUAUGCCUACUCUUACGCGUCCCGAAACCAACGGAGGCGCAGAGGUGCUGGGAGAACUUACCUCUCCUCCCGCAAGCACUUUGUUGUCCCCUGUACCUUCUCAUUUUCCUGGUUCCGCUCCGAAACAUCUACAUGGUUUGAAUACAAAUCACGGCCCAGCUUCCUCACCGGCUGA
This is a messenger RNA of Laccaria bicolor S238N-H82, 2193 nucleotides long. RefSeq lists its product as uncharacterized. The record is from RefSeq and is a predicted model, not a curated record. The transcript is spliced from 12 exons. Bases 1 to 2193 code for a protein of 730 amino acids. Lineage: Eukaryota; Fungi; Basidiomycota; Agaricomycetes; Agaricales; Hydnangiaceae. Gene Ontology annotation, molecular function: protein binding.